UUGCAAUUGAAAAAUAAUGAAAUGGCAAGCACAGAUGACCAUAACCAGGAUGUUACUAAAAGUUCCAAUAAUGAGGAACAUAGGUCUGGUGAUAAUCAAUCUUCAGCAUUAACAACAGAUGGAAUUGAACCGGGACUUUCUGAAUCAGCAACUGUGGACGUUACAACAGCACAAGUAGCGCUGUGGAAGUAUGAUGUUGAAACUCCUACAGAGCAAAGAGAGAUAAGCAGAGAAUAUCAUGGAAACGAAAUACGCAUUAUUUUAAUAGGAAAAACAGGCGUUGGAAAGAGUGCAACAGCAAACACAAUAAUUGGGAAAAAUUAUUUUGAAACUUCAUUAGGACCUUUUGCAGUAUCUAAAGGGUGUGUGAUCAAACAAGCACAAGUUCAUGGAAGAAAUGUUUUGGUUGUAGAUACUCCUGGAAUUUUCGACACUGAAAGUAAUCCCCGAAUGUUAGAAAAUGAAAUUAAAAAAUGCCUUAAUGUACGUGCACCAGGUCCUCAUGCAUUUUUGUUUGUUUUGCGUUUGACAGCUAGGUACACAAUGGAAGAUAAUACUGCCCUUACAACAUAUCUCUCUUAUUUUGGGGAAGAAAUGCUGGAUCAUAUAAUUAUAGUAUUCACAUUUGGCGACGUCCUUGCAAAUCAAAGUACAACUUUAGACAAAUUCCUCGAAAGUUCACCAACAAAACUUAAGGACCUCAUGAACUUGUGUGGAGGUCGUAUCAUAGCCUUCAAUAAUACUUUGGAGAUAGGGGAAAGAGACCCACAAGUCGUGAAAUUAAUAGAACAAAUUGAAAGCUUGACAUCUGAAAAAUCAAACCUAUCGUACGAUGUUGAAAACAAUUUUGAAGAUGCCGAAAUAGAUAUACAACGACAAGAUGAAGAAUGUGAGGAAAAAUUAAGUAGAGGCUUUUCAGAAAAUAACAAAGAGUUUCACGAAAACUUUGAUUUAGAAUGUGAGAACACUUUUCAUUUUAUGCAGUGCCAGUUAAUCAAAGAAGUUUCGGACCUACAAACGAAAGAACUAGAUGAAUCCAAGAUAAUACAAGGAAGAAACCAGACUCCUGAACCGGAGAGUCUUGUUGAUGAAGAGAUUCUUAAUCAACCACCAAGUAUUACACACAUACUAAAAGACAUGAAUUCAGAGAUCACUAAAGAAGAACUAUAA
Mytilus trossulus (common blue mussel) is the source of this 1170-nucleotide messenger RNA. RefSeq names its product GTPase IMAP family member 9-like. The coding region runs from base 22 to 1170 and encodes 382 amino acids. Gene Ontology annotation, molecular function: GTP binding. The record is from RefSeq and is a predicted model, not a curated record. Lineage: Eukaryota; Metazoa; Mollusca; Bivalvia; Mytilida; Mytilidae. The transcript has 4 exons.